Messenger RNA from Lactuca saligna, 1733 nucleotides. NCBI's taxonomy places the organism in Eukaryota, Viridiplantae, Streptophyta, Magnoliopsida, Asterales, Asteraceae. The record is from the annotation of a GenBank genome assembly.
AUGUUAUCUGGGUUCAUGAACUUUUUGUGGGCCUGUUUCCGGCCACGCUCGGACCGACAUGUUCACAAUGGUUCUGAUUCCGGCGGUCGUCAAGACGGACUCUUAUGGUACAAAGAUACAGGACACCAUUUUAAUGGCGAUUUCUCCAUGGCUGUAGUUCAAGCCAAUAAUUUACUAGAAGAUCAAAGCCAACUCGAAUCCGGGUGUUUAAGCUUACAAGAAUCAGGCCCUUAUGGUACGUUUGUAGGAGUGUAUGAUGGACACGGAGGCCCUGAGACAUCACGAUUCAUCAACAGUACCCUCUUUCAUCAUCUCAAGAGGUUUACUUCAGAGAAUCAAUCGAUGUCAGUGGAGGUAAUAAAGAAAGCCUUUCAAGCAACAGAAGAUGGUUUCAGCUCCAUUGUGUCUAAACAAUGGCCGAUGAAACCACAAAUCGCAGCCGUUGGAUCAUGUUGCCUUGUUGGAGUUGUAUGUAGCGGGAGCCUUUACAUUGCCAAUCUUGGAGAUUCUAGAGCUGUUUUAGGAAGACUUGUGAAGGCAACUGGUGAAGUUCUUGCAAUUCAGCUUUCAGCUGAACAUAACGCAUGUAUAGAAUCUGUGAGACAGGAAUUGCACUCUACGCAUCCAGAUGACUCGCAGAUUGUCGUUUUGAAACAUAACGUGUGGAGAGUCAAAGGCCUCAUUCAGAUAUCAAGAUCUAUUGGUGAUGUGUAUCUAAAAAAAGCGGAAUUCAAUAGGGCGCCUUUAUAUGCGAAAUUCAGGCUUCGUGAACCUUUUAAAAGACCGAUUUUGAGCUCUGAUCCAUCGGUUUCAGUGCACCAAUUGCAGCCACAUGAUCAGUUUAUCAUUUUUGCUUCCGAUGGACUUUGGGAGCACCUUAGCAACCAAGAAGCCGUUGAUAUUGUUCAAAAUAAUCCACACAGUGGGAGUGCUAAAAGAUUAAUAAAAGUGGCAUUACAACGAGCCGCAAAAAAGCGGGAAAUGAGAUACUCCGAUUUAAAAAAAAUCGACCGUGGGGUCCGCCGACAUUUCCAUGAUGACAUCACCGUUGUGGUCCUCUUUCUUGACUCCAACCUCAUGACCCGUCGAACCGCUAACGUAUCCGUGAAAGGAGCCGGGGUUAGCCUGCCCUCAAACACACUCGCACCCGAAACCGGCCCCACCUAGUUCUCUCUCUUUAAAUCAUCAAAAAGCUAUACAUAUAUAUACAUAUAGAAAACUGUAUCUAUAUCCCUCUCUUAGUUUUUAAAUUUCUUGUACUAUUUUCUCAAGUGUGAAUACCCACCCUAUUAAAUGGUCACAAACAUGGUAUAACCCAGUGGUGCACCGUGGUUCUUUGGCUCGGGUCGAACCAGGCAACCACGGUGCAUUGUGGUUAACCGAACCAAGCCGACACAUAGUUGAAGUUAAAAUUUGUUAAAUGUAACAGUGUGAUCUCUUUAAGUGAGAGUGCUAAUGCUAAAACUUUACAGAUAUAAGCGUAUAGUUUAUUAUAUUCCCUUAUUGGGUGGUGGUGAUUUUAGAUUAUAAGUUUGUUUUUACUUUUUACAUGAUUUAAGUGGUAACUUUGAAGUUAAAAAGUAGUGUAGGGGGUUUGGGUCGUUGAGUCGAGUUUGUGUAUAGGACUAGACAAGUUUUUAUGUUGUAUAUUAUUAUCGGUAGAAAAAUAAAAAUAUGUGUUUAUACGUAUUAUGUAUGGAGACGUUACUAUUAUAGAUAAAAAAAGGUAUGAG